UGGUUAAUAAUCUCUAUUAAAUCAUGUCAAUGAGAUAAUAGAACACAACUCCUUACGUACAGUGUGUAUGUGACAUAGAGAGAUCAGUUAUACUCACAAACCCAGCCACUCCUUCAGGAGGUUAUAACCAUGACGUCCAGACUGCUUACACUGGCCUCAGCAAGACUAGACUGAAGUUUCCACAGAAUUUGCAGCUUCCAGAGGAUUAGGACCAUAAGGGUUCAGCAGGUUCUGAGCAUAUGCCAUUAAUGUCGUGGGCCACAUGUAAACCCACACAGCGCAGAGACACACACUUCAUCCUGCAGAUUUAUCACGUGGGUUUGCAGAGAUGGGUCUCCUCUCGGAUCCAAACCGGAGGCAGGUGCUGACAAACCUGCUCACCAGGAUGAAUACACCCCUGUGCUUCCUGUGCUAUGUGGCUGGGAUCACCUGGUUCAUGGGCCUGGCCUUUGAACCCUUCAUCCUUCGAAUGUACACCUCAGAGAACGCCAUGGGCUCCACCAUGGUGGACGAGAACUUUGUGUAUGGUGACAGGGCAUUGUCGUAUGCCCGGGAAUUCUCAGCACAUAGGAAAAAGGCGGGAGAGAUGCCUGUGGAAUGGCUCGUGAAGACUAUGACUGGCCUGGGACUGGAGACACACGUUCAGACGUUCUCCCGAACUCUGCCCUUCCCAGAUGAGAUACGAGAGAGAUAUAUGGUGAAAGGAUCCAACGUCUAUGGAAUUCUCCGUGCCUCGAGAGCUGCGAGCACAGAGUCGAUUGUCCUGAGCACUCCAGUCGGAAUCAAACUGAACAGCCAGGCUGCCGGGCUGCUCCUGGCUCUGGCCUCCUACUUCCGAGGUCAGAUAUACUGGGCAAAAGACAUCAUCUUCCUGUUCAAUGAGCAUGACAUGAUCGGGAUGGAGGCUUGGCUCGAAGCUUACCACGAUGUUAAUGUAACUGAGAUUAACUCAUCGGUAAUGCAGGGUCGAGCUGGGGCAAUCCAGGCUGCCAUCACCAUCGAAAUCAGCAGCGAUGUUGUCACCAGCUUCGACAUCAGUGUUGAGGGGCUGAAUGGUCAGCUGCCCAACCUCGACCUGGUCAACCUCUUCACAUCCUUCUGCCAGAAGAACGGGGUCCUGUGUACUAUCCAGGGCAAGUUACCACGCAUGGACGGAGAGACCCUUGAGGGUUACAUACACUCGCUGAACACCAUGAUGCUGAUGGUCCUCAAACAGGGCUCAGGAAAAUCCCAGGGUGAUCACGGCCUCUUCCUGAGAUACCACAUUGAGGCAGUGACUAUACGAGGAAUCAACAGCUUCCAGCAGUACAAGUUCGACAUGGUAACUGUCGGCAAAGUGUUCGAGGGAAUAGUGAGGAAGUUGAACAACCUGCUGGAGAGGCUGCAUCAGUCUUACUUCUUUUACUUGUUGCCGUCUUUAUCUCGCUUUGUAUCCAUCGGUUACUACAUGCCUGCCUUCAUCUUCCUCAUCCUCAUCCUGCUGCUGAAGGCUCUGGACCUUUGGAUUAAACUGUCGAAAGUUCCAGUGUGUCCCCAGGAUUGUGUUGUGGAGAAUGUGAGGCCGGGUUUCCUGUCAAUCGUGACUCCGAUUUUCAUCUGCCACAUCAUGGGCCUUGCCCUCUACUAUGUACCACUCCUGUGCCAGGGGACAGCCACGGACCAUUUCCCUGUGUCAGAGACUGAAGCUGUCGUACUCACCUCCAUUGCCAUCUAUGUGGCUGGACUAGCACUACCCCACAAUACACAGAGUGUCUUGCCAAUCGAAGUGUCUGCCUGUGGCUGGAUGACUCUGAAGCUGAUUUCCGUUCUCUACCUGGCUCUGCUCCUGGGCUGCAUCACGCUGAUCAACUUUUCACUGGGCUUCAUCCUGGCUGUCACUCUGAUCCCAGCAGCUGCCCUGGCUCAGCCAGCACCCCACAAGAUGUUCAAUGCCCUGUUCCUCAUCCUGAUGUCACCGGCCACUGUCCUGCUGCUGUGCAUUUACCUGUACCAUGAGCUGGCAGAGUACCCGAUUACCUUGCUGGAGUGCUGGCAGCUGUUUCUGCAGGCUGUUGCUGAAUCCAUCCUCGACCACCAUCUGUACAGCUCCAUUGUUUACCCCUUCAUUGUGUUCUUCAUCUAUCCCUGCUGGCUCCUCCUGUGGAAUGUAGUCUUCUGGAACUAAGACAGAUCCCCUCCCCCUCCCCAGCUCUGAAGGCAAGUUCCGACACACCAGCGGUGAAAAGGGCAGCAUAAGAUUCAUCACCUGUGGACAUGAUUGACUGCACUGAGGGGUCAGAGAUGAACAGACCAAGGGACUCAUUAUGGAAUAAUGGCCCAGUUUGUUUUCCUGGGAGACUGCAUGUUGAGGGGUGGAGGGCAGAGGGAAGGGGUAAGACAGCGCAACGAGGGGUAGAGUGAGUAGUCACUUGGAGGGUUUAGAAAAAGGGAGGGAGCCGAGGAGGGUUUCGGGGCAAAGUGUCAGGGGUUCAUGGGAAGGAGUGAAUAUGUGGAAUGAGCUAUUGAAGGGAAGGAUCAUGGGGCAGCGGGGAGGGGCUGAAGAAGAAAGGCUAAUGGGAAUAGGACAAUUAGCCAUUUUUUGGGGUCCCCUAGCAGGAGGAUACCCCUGAGAGCAAUUGGAGCCUUCAAGGAAGAAGGAAAUAAGGAGAUCCAUUAUGAUCUAGGGAGACCAAACCUCAAAAAAUACACUCCAGGGUAGAUUGAAUCUAAAUGGAAAAGUGUCCAAGCCUUUGUAUCACCAAGGAACUUUGACGAGAUGCUAGAUGCACAUGCUAUCCUAUAAGGAUUUCAGAUCAUAGCCACAUAUUUAAAUGUGAUUAUUGGCUGUUUGUAUUUAAAUUGAUUGAGGAGCUGUGGUCUGCAACCUUUAAAUACUAUUCGCUUAGAAGAUCGUUACUCCCUCUAGCUGCACUGGUUUUGAAGUUAGGUCCCAGAAACACAUUUCAGUGCAAUUAUUGGAUGUUUGUAUUUAAGUUGAGUGAGGAGCUAUCUCACCUCAACACUGCCCUCCUACCACUGAGUUUGUAAUGUUGACAUUUGUUUCUGGUGUAAACAGUGAUUGGGAUUUUAAAGAAACAUUAGAGAAUAAAAAUUGUGAUCUAUU
Molecule: messenger RNA, 3103 nt
Organism: Carcharodon carcharias (great white shark)
Lineage: Eukaryota; Metazoa; Chordata; Chondrichthyes; Lamniformes; Lamnidae
Gene: gpaa1
Product: glycosylphosphatidylinositol anchor attachment 1
Exons: 13
Coding region: 329-2164 (611 amino acids)
Biological process (GO): attachment of GPI anchor to protein
Cellular component (GO): GPI-anchor transamidase complex; membrane
Source: RefSeq, a predicted model, not a curated record